Messenger RNA from Anopheles stephensi (Asian malaria mosquito), 1987 nucleotides. RefSeq lists its product as uncharacterized. Gene Ontology annotation, cellular component: extracellular matrix. NCBI's taxonomy places the organism in Eukaryota, Metazoa, Arthropoda, Insecta, Diptera, Culicidae. The coding region runs from base 175 to 1602 and encodes 475 amino acids. The record is from RefSeq and is a predicted model, not a curated record. The transcript is spliced from 4 exons.
UGAAGUCAUACCAAAGAACAACCUUGGCAGGAGAACAUCAGCUGCGAUUGAUCUGUGCGAGAUCCAACGUCGACAAGUGGUACAGUUCAGUGCACUAUCGAACGCAAGUGCCGUUUCAGUGAACAGAAGUCUUAGUAGUGCAGUGUGCAGCGACCUAUCUCAAACAGCGGAAUCAUGAUUUCGAAGGUACUUCUGGUUGCCUCCCUGGUGGCUGCAUCCGUCGCCUCACCCGUAUACGGACCACUCUCCUACGAACCUGCCCUAUCGUACGGUUAUGCAGCUAAAGCUAUCCAGCCUCUGCACACAGUAGCGGCCGCUCCAGUUCUUCAUGCGCCAGCCGUCGUAGCUGCUGCGCCGAUCCUGAAACACGUCGAAGCGUACGAUCCGAACCCGCACUACAGCUUCAGCUACGGCGUAUCGGACCCGCACACCGGUGACUCGAAGCAUGCGGAAGAAACACUCUCGAACGGUGUCGUCCACGGUAGCUACUCGCUGACCGAGCCGGACGGUACCAUCCGCAAGGUGACGUACACGGCCGACAAGAUCCACGGGUUCAAUGCCGUCGUGGAGAAGAGUGGCCAUGCCAUCCACACGGCACCGGUGCUGAAGAAGGUCGUCGCUGCGGCUCCGCUGGUACAUGCUGCCCUGCCGUACUACCAUCACGAGUUAACGGGGGGAAGCCCUACUGCAGAAGUGUGGCCAUGGUAUGUAAAUUCACGGUGCCCACCGAAAGUUUCAGCCGAGGGCGGUGAAUCGUUGAUCGAAUUCGGAUUUGGUUUUGGUAUAAAAACCAUUCGCCGCCAUCGAUCAGUACGUCAGUCAGUUGCGCUUCACUUCACUAAACAGUGUGAAAUUUCACUACCCAAGUCUACAAUGAGUUUGCUCAAAGUUGCCGUUUUCGCCGCCCUAGCCCUGUGCGCUAGCGCUGAGCCUAAACCAGAUCCGGCGUUGUUGGCCGCUCCUUUGGCGGCUCCGCUUGCCUACUCGGCACCGCUGCUGCAGGCCCCCGUUGUCGCUCGUUCCUUUGCCGCCCCCGUCGCUUACUCGUCUCCGGUUGCCUACACAGCCCCGGUGGUUGCACGUGCCGCUUACACCGCUGCUGCUCCAGUUGCGUACAGUGCGCCAGUGGUAGCACGUGCUGCUCCGAUCGCCGCUGCCGCAUACACUGCGCCGGUGGUUGCUGCUGCCGCUGCUCCGGCCGUUGUUGCUGCUCGUGCUGCACCAGUAGUUGCCGCCGCCCCGGUCGCAGCCGCGCCGGUCGUGGCUGCCCGUGCCGCGCCAGUUCUGGCCGCUGCUCCAGUUCAGGCCGAAUUCGCUGAUGCAUACCCGCAGUACCAGUACGCGUACAACGUCCAGGAUACGUUGACCGGAGAUUCUAAGACCCAGGAAGAAACUCGCGACGGUGAUGUCGUCAAGGGAUCGUACUCGCUGAUCGAACCCGACGGUUCGCGCCGCAUCGUCAACUACUAUGCCGACCCAAUCAACGGAUUCAACGCCGUCGUGCAGAAGGACAUCCCGGUGGCCGUCGCUACGCCCGCCGUUGCCGUCGCUGCCAAGACCGUUGUGGCUCCGGCUGUCGCCGCCAAGGCCGUCGUUGUCUAAGUCGAUCUGCAGCCAUGAAUGGUCAGUUCAUGUCGCCGUGUACAUAGGACCCCGAGCUCGAGUGUAAAUAGUGCCUACGCCUGCCAAUUCCCGAUCUACAGCCGUACAACGGAAGCCGUCACCUGACACAGGGACCGCAAUGCAACGACAGGAUCUGCGUGCAGACUUUGAAGCAUUCAUCCAUUUGUACAUAAUUUCCACUGUCCUCUUUUGUAAAGCACCUUGCCCACACUGACUUACAAUCCUUUGCACCUUCCCAGAACUUUAUCCCUUGCACCUUUCUCCCCUAUCCAUACCAUCCUGUCCAUACUCCGUUCCUGUUCCAAAAUUGUUUUAAGAUGAUGAAAAGAAAUACAAGAAAAUCUGCUUUUAUAAUGAAUUGAAA